Kogia breviceps (pygmy sperm whale) is the source of this 2036-nucleotide messenger RNA. The record is from RefSeq and is a predicted model, not a curated record. NCBI's taxonomy places the organism in Eukaryota, Metazoa, Chordata, Mammalia, Artiodactyla, Physeteridae.
CAGAAGUCUGCUCUAUGAAUUUGUAAGGAACUCUUGAGAGGUUGUUUUUUUGUUGAAACCGGGAGCUGUGGACCCCAUUGGAACCCUAGCUGAACUUAUAAUGGAACCUUCACCUCUUGAGUUACCAGCUGACACAGUCCAACGCAUCGCAUCUGAACUUAGAUGUCACCCAACAGAUGAGCGGGUUGCCCUCCGCCUCGAUGAGGAAGAUAAGCUGAGGCAUUUCAGGGAGUGUUUUUAUAUUCCCAAAAUGCAGGAUCUGCCUCCAAUUGAUUUAUCUUUAGUGAAUAAGGAUGAAGAAGCCAUCUAUUUCUUGGGAAAUUCUCUUGGCCUUCAACCAAAAAUGGUUAAAACAUAUCUGGAAGAAGAACUAGAUAAGUGGGCCAAAAUGGGAGCCUAUGGUCAUGAUGUAGGGAAACGUCCUUGGAUUAUAGGAGAUGAGACUAUUUUAGGACUUAUGACUGACAUUGUAGGAGCCAAUGAGAAAGAAAUAGCCCUAAUGAAUGGUUUGACUGUUAAUUUACAUCUUCUAUUGUUAUCGUUUUUCAAGCCUACACCCAAACGGUAUAAAAUUCUCCUAGAAGCUAAAGCCUUCCCUUCAGAUCAUUAUGCUAUUGAGUCACAGCUUCAACUUCAUGGACUUAACAUUGAGAAAAGUAUGCGGCUUAUAAAGCCAAGAGAGGGGGAAGAAACACUGAGAUUAGAGGAUAUCCUUGAAGUAAUUGAGAAUGAAGGUGACUCUAUUGCAGUGAUCCUGUUCAGUGGUCUGCAUUUUUAUACUGGCCAGCUCUUUAAUAUGCCUGCCAUCACAAAAGCCGGACAAGCAAAGGGUUGUUUGGUUGGCUUUGAUCUGGCACAUGCAGUUGGAAAUGUUGAACUCCAUUUACAUGAGUGGGGAGUUGAUUUUGCCUGCUGGUGCUCCUACAAGUAUUUAAACACAGGAGCAGGAGGUCUUGCUGGUGCCUUUGUCCAUGAAAAGCAUGCCUAUACAAUUAAACCUGCGUUAGUGGGAUGGUUUGGCCAUGAAUUAAGCACCAGAUUUAAGAUGGAUAACAAACUGCAGUUAAUCCCUGGGGUCCAUGGAUUCCGAAUUUCAAAUCCUCCGAUUCUAUUGGUCUGUUCCUUACAUGCUAGUUUAGAGAUCUUUAGGCAAGCAACUAUGAAAGCACUGAGGAGAAAAUCUAUUUUGCUAACUGGUUAUCUGGAAUACAUGAUCAAGCAUCACUUCAGCCAGGAUAAAGCCGAAACCAAGAAAACAGUCGUGAACAUAAUUACUCCACCUCGUAUAGAGGAUCGCGGCUGCCAGCUAACCCUAACAUUUUCUAUUCCAAUUAAAUAUAUUUUCCAAGAACUAGAAAAAAGAGGAGUGGUUUGUGACAAACGGGAUCCAAAAGGGAUUCGAGUGGCUCCAGUUCCUCUCUACAAUUCUUUCCAUGAUGUUUAUAAAUUUAUCAAUCUGCUCAUUUCUGCACUUGACUCUGCAGAAACAAAAAAUAGCUGAGUUUUCCACAGCAACUUAAGCAAAUAAUAUGGAAAGCCUGUGGUUAUUUUAUUAUUAUUCAAGUUUUAAUAAUUUCAAAACUGACUACACAUAACUAGCAAUGAAUUGUAUACUUUACAGAAAAAGAAGACAAUUUUUUUAAGGGUCUGUGGCCUUGAGAUAUCUGCACGGCAGUCCAAUUUCUUGGUGUUUGGUGGAUCAAAGUCUUUACUGGUGCAAGUAUUAUGUAUACAGUCUUGAUUAGCUGUCAUAUUUCAUUGUUAAUAAAAUGUUUUUUGUUGGUUUAAUUUAUAAUUUGACUGACAACUUCACAAUGUAUGUGGAAAUUUUUCUGUCAAUUUUAGAUAUAUUACUUUAAUUUUAAUUUACCAAAGAGUUUCUUAUAGGCACUGCAGUUGAACAGUCUGAUGUAUGUAUGCUAUUUAUAAUGUUCCAUCUAACUCCAAUCUGAGCAACAGAAAAUGCAUUGUCUAGGGCAGUGGCUUUCAAAUAGUUUGGUCACAAUCCACACUAAGGAAUACAUUUAAUAUCAGAG